AUGGUGUUGCAGGCAACAGGUACCUACCAACUAGAGAUACCAGGAAAAGAAGGGGAAGAAGAUGAGGAAGAGGAGGAGCAAUUGGUUAUGGUGGAAUUAUCAGGAAUUAUAGAUUUAGAGUUUUUAACAAGAUGGGGAAACAAAUGCAAGAUUUUGGGCAUUGACACAGAGAGACCUAUUCUUCAAGUGGACAGCUAUGUCUUUGCUGGGGAAUAUGAAGGUACUCUUGGGACCUGUGUUGUGUUUGAAGAAAAUACAGAUCAGGUCGAUGCAUAUGUUAACUAUAAAACAGAGCUGAAAUAUAAGUGCCACACAAUGAAGAAGCUGAGUAUGAUGAGAAUACUUCUGACUGAGAAGGAGGGAGAAGAAAACAUAGGUGGUGUAGAAUGGCUGCAGAUCAAGGACAAUGACUUUUCAUAUAGACCCAUCAUGAUUUGUAGCUGUGCACAUCAGAAGGAAGAUGAGGAAGUUGCAGCUCAAGCCCCAGACAAAACUUUGGAAGUGGAAGAGCAGGAGAUCCAAGCCAAAGAGAACACUGGCAUGGGCAGUGAACUGGAAAAAGCAGACCACUUGGAAAUGGAAUAUGCUGGUCCUCUUCUUGAUAGCCCUUCUUCUGAGACAGAAGAUUCUACUUCUAUGGAAACUCAGGAGCCUGCCUUAGAAGCCACUCCUAGGUAA
Dromiciops gliroides (monito del monte) is the source of this 678-nucleotide messenger RNA. RefSeq names its product general transcription factor 3C polypeptide 6-like. The record is from RefSeq and is a predicted model, not a curated record. The transcript has 3 exons. Lineage: Eukaryota; Metazoa; Chordata; Mammalia; Microbiotheria; Microbiotheriidae. Bases 1 to 678 code for a protein of 225 amino acids. Gene Ontology annotation, biological process: transcription by RNA polymerase III. Gene Ontology annotation, cellular component: transcription factor TFIIIC complex.